AUGGCUUCUCUAAGUGAUUCGGUCAAGCUCCCAUGUGGUCUGGUUUUCCCUAACCGCCUCGUCAAGGCUGCAAUGGCCGAGAUGCUGGCCGGAUUCCAAAAUAUCCCUACCCCAUCUCUGAUCAAUGUCUAUGAUCAAUGGGCAAAGGGCGACUGGGGCGCUGUUCUGACAGGAAACGUACAAGUCGACGUGAACCACCUCGGAAACCCCUUUGACGUAGCCCUAUCAGGCGAGUACACCGACGCCGAGACGAACAAAGACCUGUUCGAGAAAUACCGCAAGUAUGCCGAAGUCUCGCAGGCCCACGGUACCCCGACUAUCGCCCAGCUCUGCCACCCGGGUCGGCAGUCUCCGCGUCCUGCAGGGCGUAGGGGCGUCUUUGCGUCUACCAUUGCGCCUAGCCCUCUUCCAUUGGAUAUGGGUGAUGGCUUUGUGCAGCGUUGGCUAGGCUGGUUUGCGUUUCCCCCACCGAGGGAGAUGACGCAGGCGGAUAUCGAUACCGUCACGAGGCAGUUUGUUGAUGCUGCGAGGCUGAUGGCUGACGCCGGUUUCUCGGGUAUUGAGUUGCAUGGAGCGCAUGGGUACUUGAUUGACCAGUUCCUUAACCCUAAGAGCAACGUCCGCACCGAUGCCUACGGUGGCAGCGCCGCGAACCGCGCCAAAUUCGUCCUCGACAUCCUCCAGCAAACACGAGCCGUCGUGCCCUCCCAUUUCUGCAUCGGCAUCAAAUUUAACUCGGCGGAUCACACCUCGUCCAGCUUCGAAGACACCAUGACACAGAUUGGCCUCCUCGCCGAUGCGGGGAUUGACUUCAUCGAGAUUAGCGGUGGCAGCUAUGAAGACCCCAAAAUGUUCACUGCCGGCCAACAACAACCGCAACCAGAGAAAUCUGCGCGCACUGCCGCACGCGAAGCCUUCUUCCUGGAAUUUGCCGCUGCCGUGCGCACGCGCUAUCCAUCCCUAAUUCUAAUGCUAACAGGCGGUUUUCGCUCUCGCGCGGGUGCACACUAUGCCCUCUCCCAGAAUGCGUGCGACCUCGUGGGCAUCGGGCGCCCUGCAGCGAUUGACCCGCACUUCUCGAAGUUGUUGCUGGAUGAUAGUAUUGAGGAGAGUGAAGCGCAAUUGAAGCUGAACAAAAUCCCUUUGCCGUUCUGGGCCAAGAUGAUUCCGCUUGCUGCUAUUGGGGCUGGGGCAGAGAGUACGUAUUAUACGGGGCAGAUUCAGCGGAUUGCGAAGGGGUUGAAGACGAUUGUUCCGUUAUAA
Aspergillus mulundensis is the source of this 1263-nucleotide messenger RNA. RefSeq names its product NADH:flavin oxidoreductase/NADH oxidase family protein. The transcript is spliced from 6 exons. The record is from RefSeq and is a predicted model, not a curated record. Bases 1 to 1263 code for a protein of 420 amino acids. NCBI's taxonomy places the organism in Eukaryota, Fungi, Ascomycota, Eurotiomycetes, Eurotiales, Aspergillaceae. Gene Ontology annotation, molecular function: oxidoreductase activity; FMN binding.